AUGCUUGGCGAUAUGUUUGAUACUCCUGAGGAUAUCCUCGGAGGUGUUUCAAAUGCAUAGAUUUUGAAUGUCUAAUAAAGAAGACCUAAAAAUUGCGCUAGUUUUAUGGAGUUACCUUAACUUAGAAGAGAAGAAAACGGAUUUGUAGGAUUGAAAAACCAAGGAGCAACUUGUUAUUUAAAUAGCUUAAUUCAAUCGUUGUUUAUGUCUCCAGAAUUUAGAAAUGCGAUCUAUUAGUUACCUUUAUGUGAUGAAGACAUUAGCAAAAAAAGUGGUUUUGUUGAUUCGCAAAGCAAAUAAAAAUUAUUGUUAGGAUUUUAAAAGCUAUUUGGUUAAAUGCAAAGUUUAGAUAUAUCAAGCAUCAGUACUGAGGAGUUGACUUCUAGCUUUGGAUGGGAAGCAAAUUAAAGUUUCUAGCAAUAAGAUAUUUAGGAAGCCAAUAGAGUUAUAUUCGAUGUAUUAGAAAGAGCCUUAUUUGGAACUGCUGUUUAAAUAGAUCCUACCUCUUUUUAUAAAGGAACUAUUGUCAAUCAUAUAACAUGCACUGAAUGCUAAGUUCCAAGAGAAAGAGAAGAAAACUUUUACGACUUAAUGCUUUAAGUAGAAAAUAUUUCUUGUGUUGAAGAAAGUUUUAUGGCUUUUAUCACCCCAGAGUUGCUUAAUGAAAGCAACUAAUUGUUUUGUGAAAUAUGCAACAAGAAGUGUGAUACUCUUAAAGGCUAAAAAAUAAGAAAGUUUCCAGAUAUUUUAACUUUGAGUUUGAAUAGAUUUACUUUUGAUUAUGAUAAACUUGAAAGAGUUAAGUUAAAUUAAAAAUAUGAAUUUGGGCUAGAGUUUAACAUAGCUCCAUUUCUUGAAAACUCUGACAUUGAUGACAGCAGUGAUGAAUACAAUUACGAGCUGUUUACUGUUCUUAUUCACAGAGGAAGUGCUCAUGGAGGUCACUACCAUACAUAUAUCAGAGACUUCUUAGGAGAAGGAAAUUGGGAAGAAAAAAUGAAGCAGUACAGUUAAGAAAGAGAGAAAAGAGAGUAAGAAUAAAAGGAAAAGUUAGAAUAGUAGCAAUAGGAGGAGCUAGAGAAAAAAUAGAAAGAAGAGCAGAUUAAGCAGUAAAAAUAGAUUGAAUAGCAAGAAUAACAAAAGAAGGAUUAAGAUGAAGAAUUAUAAGAUGUAGAUGAGUCAAAUUUGAGUGCUUAAGAAAAGAAAGAUCUUAAAAAGAAGCAAAAAUAAUAAAAAAAGCAGUAAAAUUAGAAAAGUUAGCCUAUUAAAAAUGAUAAAAAAAAGCAAAAUGAAGAAAAGUAAAAUGAAAAGAAAAAAAAUUUUGUAGCAGAGGAAUAUGAAUUUGAUGAUUAAGAUUUCCCUAGAAUGUUCACAAAUAGUGAUCUUGCUAAAAAUUGGUAUAACUUUAACGACUCAUAAGUAAAGUCCAUCAAUGUAAACAGAUUGUAAAAGUAGUAUGGUGGUUCUGGAAGUGAAAAUGCUUAUAUUUUGAUUUACAGAAAAAAAACUCUUGCUAAAAAUAUUCCAAAUCCAAGUCUCCCUAAAUACAUAGAAAAGCUGAUUUAAGAAGAAAACUAAAAAUUAUAAUAGGAGAGAUAAAUUUAUGAAGAAGCUUCGAGACACAUCGAAGUCUAUGUUGAUUCUCAUGCAGUUUUCUAAGAUAUUUCAUAUACUUACAUCAAUGGAUAUGACUUUGAAAAAAGCUCUUAGCUUUUAAGAAUAAAAACAGAUUGCACUUUUAAGCAGUUAAUCUAAAAUAUUUCUGAAACAACUUAAAUUAGUCUUGAAAAUUUAGCUAUCCUAGAACUCUAUGAGCAUCCAAAUAAAUACGUUUAAACUGUUAGACUGAUAGAUGUUUCUAAUUCAGAUUAAACUCUAGAAUAAGCUGAAGUUAGUCAUUUUUCAUGUUGGGUAUACUACGAUAAAUCUAAGCAUUAAGAAAUUCUAGACAGACUGAAACCUCAUAUUGGAUAAGAUCAAAUACCCUUGAAGCUUAAUAUAAUAUGCCCAGGAAAAUCUUUUAGCAUUCUAGCAUUUAGCCAAGAUAAAUUGAUUGAUUUGAAAAUAUAAAUGUAAGAGUUAACUAACAUACCUGAAAAUGAAUAAUACCUUUAAAACGAAGAUUUAUAACAUAUUAACGAUUCCUUAGAAAAAGAAGAAAUGACCCUAAAUUAAUUAAAAAUAUAAAACGAUUACGACAUUAUCAUCAAGCAAAUAGAUCAUAGCCAUUAAUAGGAAAAUCAAUAAAAUCCUAGCCAAUAAGGUAAAACUGCAUAACUCUCUGAAUAUCAAUAAGCCUAACUUUAAGGACUUGUCUCCAUCUUAGUAGAAAACUCUGAUGAACCUGGAGUUAAAAGAUUUUUCAUUGAUUACAAGUAGUUAGAUUUGUAGAAACUCCUUGCUUUUAUUAAAGAAAAAUUUUCUAUUGAGUAAACUUCUUUGAGAAGACUUAGAAAUUUAGAAAAUAAAUAGAUUUACUUCAAGGAUGAAUAUUCUAAAUCACUUGAAGAACUUGGAUUCUAAGAAGGAGGUACCAGACUUCUUUUAGAAAGAGGCGAGAUACCUGUUUCGGGAAAUAUUCCUAUAAAAAUAAAGAACUCAUCUAAACAUAAAGUUGCAGAAACUUAAAAUAUGAUAGAAGUUCUUAUUUAAGAUGAUUAAUCUCUUCAUUAGCUAAAAUGCUAAGCUUGCACAACUCUUAAGUUGGAUCCUGAAUAGCACAAGCUUUACAAGACUGAUUGGAUGGAAGAGCCUAUUUAAUUGAUAACAAAUGAAAACUAGCUCAUCAGAAAUAUGAACUUUAAACAGUAAGAAGUACUCGUUUUAAGAGAUAAUGAAAGCCCAAUAGAUAAAGAAUUUGAAAAAUUCAGCAUUUAUCAUACCAUUAAUGGUAGCUCUGAAGACACAAAAUAUGUUGGAGACCUUAAAAUUAAAAAAGAUGAGCUUAUUUAGGAUCUCAAAAAUACUAUCUUAGCCAUGCCAUAUUUCCUGAAUUUGAAUAAGGAAUCAGGCGAAAAUAAUACUGCAUGUUUAAGAGUAAGAGAUAUGAGAAAAGAUGGUCUUUUUGGAUAAAUCUAUAGAAAGAAUGACAAGAAGAUAUCAGGAUAUAACUAUUCAACAAAUAAUAUUGCUGUUUAAUAACUUUCGAAACCAGAUAAUUUAGAGGAAGAUGAUCUUUCUUUGAUUUUGAGAAAAAGAAAUUGUAAAGCAAAGACAUAUGAAGGAAAUACAGAAUUUAUAUACAAAAGCUCUAAAAAGCCAACAGUUGAUGAACUCAAACAAUAAAUAGGAACUAGUCUUGGAUUAGCCGAUAUGAAUUAAUUUGAAAUAGUUAAAUAUUUCCCAUAUGAGUUCUGCUGGAAAGUGAUUUCAAACAAAGAAUAUGAUAAUCUUAAAGAAACAAAAAAGAAAUAAGAUUAAAAAUCUCAUAAAAAAAACAAAGAUGGUAAAAAAUAAGAAUAAAGCGAAUAGAAAAAGGAUGAUAAAUAGUCAGAUGUAGAAUAAAACUUGAAAAAGGCUCCUUAUUUACUAAAAGAUGGAGACAUUAUUGGGUAUGUUUUACUUGAAGAAAAAGAAGAAAAUGAUGACUACCAAACUGAAAAUGAUUAAAAAAUGAAAUUAUGGUUUGAAGAAGAAAAAAGAUAGAAAAGAUAAAUUUCUACAAGUAAAAGCAAACAGGAAUAGCAUGGAUUUACAAUUAACUUAGAUUUUUGA
Tetrahymena thermophila SB210 is the source of this 3714-nucleotide messenger RNA. Its product is annotated as ubiquitin carboxy-terminal hydrolase. The record is from RefSeq and is a predicted model, not a curated record. Lineage: Eukaryota; Ciliophora; Oligohymenophorea; Hymenostomatida; Tetrahymenidae. Gene Ontology annotation, molecular function: cysteine-type deubiquitinase activity; cysteine-type endopeptidase activity. Gene Ontology annotation, cellular component: cytosol; nucleus. Gene Ontology annotation, biological process: protein deubiquitination. The transcript is spliced from 17 exons.